AUGGCGACCAACGCAGAUGGCGUCCCCCUGGCCUACUACGAGGCACCCAACAGCCUGGUGGACAUGAACUCGCAGACAUCCCAGGGGCUGCUCGCGAUUGGAUCUCUGGCCGUUAUCUCGCUGCUCUUCACGUCGGCGCUGCUCAGCUUCAUCUCGUGGCGCAUGAUCUCGUGGCGAUCCCACUACACGAGCUUCAUCGGCCGCAACCAGAGCGUCGUGCUCAUCUACCAGCUCAUUCUGGCCGACUUCCUGCAAGCGCUCGGCUUCAUCAUCUCCUUCCACUGGACGUCCCAGGGCAGCAUCACGGGGCCGAGCGGGGCGUGCUUUGCCCAGGGAUGGCUCAUCCAACUCGGCGAUGUCUCGAGCUCUUUCUUCGUCCUGGCUAUCGCCUGCCACACGACUUACCAGAUCAUUCUUUCGAGGAGUCUUUCCUACAAAUCAUUCGUUAUUUCCGUUCUCGGCGUAUGGGGAGCCGCUCUGCUGCUUAGUUCGCUUGCCCCUAUCAUAGGGGGCCGUUACAUCUUCAUGAGAGCUGGUGUCUGGUGCUGGAUCUCGUCAAACCACGAGGACCUGCGUCUUGUACUUCAUUACCUCUGGAUCUUUAUUGUCCAGUUCGGCUCCAUCCUCAUCUACACGGCCGGCUUCUUGUACCUGUUCCGUAACAAGCGCCCCGGCGCCAUUAUGAUUCAGGGCGCGAGCGUGGAGGCACUGAACAAGGCGGCGAGAUCCAUGUUGGCCUACGCCCUGGCUUACACCAUCUUGACUCUUCCUCUUGCCGCCGGCCGUAUGGCAAGCAUGUCCAACAACUCAUUGUCCGACGCAUACUACCUCUUUGCGGGAGGCCUCUUCACCUCCGCCGGCUGGGUCGACACCGUUCUCUAUGCUUUCACCCGCCGCACAAUUCUCUUCAACGAACUCGACCUGAUGGGCCACCACCAGCAAGACUUCGACAACCGAGGUGCCACUGGCAACUUCCCGAGACAGGGCAGCACCGACGAUAUGUUGGCGGAAGGCGGGUAUGGACGGUUUGGUGGCAUCAAGACGGAGAGGACUGUGAAGGUCGAGUUGGACGACCUGGAGAGUCAGGGAAGCCAGGAUGGAGAGACCAGCAAGUACCACCACUCGGCGACGGCAUACGCUACCUAG
Anthostomella pinea is the source of this 1146-nucleotide messenger RNA. NCBI's taxonomy places the organism in Eukaryota, Fungi, Ascomycota, Sordariomycetes, Xylariales, Xylariaceae. The record is from the annotation of a GenBank genome assembly.